GCCAUGGAGGCCCCGGCGCCGCCGAGCGAGCUGGUAUCCGAGGAGGGCCGGAACCGGAAGGCGGUGCUGUGCCGGCGCUGCGGCUCCCGCGUGCUGCAGCCGGGCACGGCGCUCUUCUCCCGCCGGCAGCUCUUCCUCCCUUCCAUGAGGAAGAAGCCGGCGCUGGCCAGCGGCAGCGGUCCGGAGGGCGACCUCCUGCAGGAGCACUGGCUGGUGGAGGACAUGUUCACUUUCGAGAACGUGGGCUUCACCAAGGACGUGGGCAACAUCAAGUUCCUGGUCUGUGCAGACUGUGAGGUGGGCCCCAUCGGCUGGCACUGCCUGGAUGACAAGGACAGUUUCUACGUGGCUUUGGACCGGGUUUCCCAUGAGUGACGGGGGGCGCAGCUCCCCCUGCUAUUAAAGCUUUCCCCGGGGACCGCCCUGUCGCCUGCUCUGCGCUGACGUCCAUCGUGAGCGCCACCCGCCCGUCCAGCCCAGGCCCACGUGCCUCCUUGUGGCCUCUGCGCAGGCGCUCGCUUAGGUCCUCUCCCCCUCCACUCUCCCGGCUCCAGGACACGGUACUCCCGCAGAUCUUCCCUCCCGCGCCGGCCUCCCUGUCUCCCACUCAGGAGUUAGCCGCUGUCCGCCCUGAGGACACGUGACCCGGAGCACUCACGACUGUGCUGACCACUGAAGCGUGCCUCUGGGUCUCCUUCAGGAAAGCACGCGAGCACCUCAGAGCGACUCGUGUGGCUGACUUUGUCUACAGUAAUUUAUUCUCUGAGAGUAAAUCAUUUCCAGACUGCAGGAUUCCAGCCACCCCUCAGAAGUACCUUACUUUGGACACACAUCUGAGACCACCUCGGGGGCCUCUCCUGGGGCUGAUGGAGACUUCAUUGUGCAGGCGGACGUGGCCCCCUUCCCUUCACACCCUGCUGUGGUUUCUCUCUGGGUCAGCUCGUCACUGCUGUCAGUAAGCUGCAAAUCCGGUGUGCGCUUCUGUCUGUCGGCCACGCCAAGGAGACCCCGGCCCUGGCUGUGCACCCGGCAUCUCCCAGGACAAGUGGAGAGGGUGGAGUGCUGGGGGCGGCCUUUGCCGUAUCUCGCACAGCUUUCUGUGUGGUUUUCCUGGACUCGUAAGCCUUCCGGGGCACCCACGGGAGGCGACACAGUCGGCACAGAGCUGGCUCAGCAGGGCUCUCCAGGGGCCAGACCUCCAUCCAGUGCCUCUUGUCGUGGUGGGGCUGCUCUGACAGUUCCACGUUCAGCACCCUUCUCGGUUCUGCCGUCUCUCUGAGAUGCCUCACCGGCUCAGGAGUCCAUGAGGCCAGGUUCUCGGCCUCCUCCCACAUUCCCUGCCUCCGAGGCUCAGGAGGCUAGAACGGGAGCGAGGACGCAAUGGAGACCUUACAGACAUUCCUUUCCCCAUUUUCCAGCUGCUUUCUCCGUCCUCCCCCCAGAACUUACUCUAAGGGUCCCCCACUAAAGUGCGGGCCUUGGACACAGUUUUGCAACCAGCCUCUCACCUGGGCAGGUGGCUUCAGUCCCGGCUGUAGACUCACAGGCUCUGGAAGAAAACCGAUUUGCAGGAGGGCGGUCAGGCGUCCGUGAUUGCAUUUUGGAGAAAAACUGAGCAUAUCCCCUCAGGUCAGAAGGGACAAACCACGUAGAUGCCUCUGGGGACAUACAGCCCCUCAAAUUAUGAGCCAAAACCUGGGCAGUGUUUUUUAAAUUAGACUUUUCCUUUCCUUUCCUUAAUCACAGAAACGGUAUACAGUCAUUGCAGAUAAAUACAGACGUGUGCAUGAAGUUGUUUCUAAUCACUCAUACUUGCGCCAUCCGGAGACUGCUGACGGUGACGUGUGUACAUUCCUGUCAGUGGUUUCCUGCGUGUACUCAUGUAGGAUUUUCAAAAACAAAUAUGAGGUCAUAUUUUUUCUCAUAACUUAACUUUUUCCAUCUAACAAAGUACAGGCUUCCCACGCAGGAAACAUGCACCUCUGCCCACCAUCGUGGUGAGCAGCCACUUGUACUUCUGUGCUGUGACUUGUUUAAACGAUCCACUGUUAGACUGCCUCCGGUUUCUCGUAAAUCAUCUGAUGCCAGUUGACUGUCCACGCUUUCCUAUCACUUCCUCGCGCUCGUGAGCUGUGGGCUCGUGGGGUGGGCGGUGUCCCUGGGCUCCGCUUCCUGACGCAGCGCCUUGGAGUGGCGGAGCCCCUCAGCCUCCUGCCGGGCAGCUCCUCACGUGGUAUUUAUCAUCUUAAAUGAACAUGCUGCUACUGUGAUGGGAGGAAUGAUAGUGUCUUGUUUUCAUUUGUGCUCAUUGCUAAUGAGUAUUUGACAUACUUGCCAUUUGUGUUUCUUUUUUUGAGAAUUGCCAAACAUUGUUCCUCCAGUAGCCAAAAAUAUAGUUGUUUCUCUGCCUUUUCAGCUUGAUUUGAAAGAAAUAAAUGCAUUUAAGCAGUGGCAA
Budorcas taxicolor (takin) is the source of this 2455-nucleotide messenger RNA. It is a transcript of the gene RABIF, whose product is annotated as RAB interacting factor. Gene Ontology annotation, cellular component: cytosol; membrane. Gene Ontology annotation, biological process: post-Golgi vesicle-mediated transport; small GTPase-mediated signal transduction. The transcript is spliced from 2 exons. The record is from RefSeq and is a predicted model, not a curated record. NCBI's taxonomy places the organism in Eukaryota, Metazoa, Chordata, Mammalia, Artiodactyla, Bovidae. Gene Ontology annotation, molecular function: guanyl-nucleotide exchange factor activity; zinc ion binding. The coding region runs from base 4 to 375 and encodes 123 amino acids.